AUGAGCCACCUGAGUCACUUCACAAAUCGCCUCGCCAGCAUCGCGUCCCAGCCAAACGCCACAAGGGCCCCCUCCUACCGAACCCUUCUGGGCGAAGCCCUGGCCAAACCUAGCUCGGAGCUCGAUGCCGACCAGCUCGUCCAGAUCACCGCUGCAUAUCUCCAGAAUGCCGUCUUCAGCGACCAGAACUCGACCGGCGGCGGCCUCGUCGUCGGACGACAGGCCCUGACCCUCUUUGCGCACGAAAUCGCCAGCGCAGCACAGCUUCACAAGUCCAGCGGCGCAGAGUCGGAAAUGAACGAUGGUUCCCUUCCCGCCAUCGCAGAACCCGACGUACGCAGGCGCAUCCUCGAAGACGCCCUCGACAAGCUACAGCCGCGCGUGCUGAGCUUCGAGGAGCAGGCCUCCGUCCUCCGCUCCCAGCUCUCGAGCCUGCUCGAGGCCGAAGAGGACUGGAUCGAGGCCGCCCGCGUCCUCCAGGCCAUCCCGCUCGACUCGGGGCACCGCAGCGUCUCGGACCACUACAAGCUCAGCGUCUACAUGCGCAUCGUCCGCCUCUUGCUCGAGGGGGACGACCCCGUCGGCGCCGACGUCUUCCUCAAGCGCGCCAGCCUCGUCAUCCACAAUGUGCCCGGCGCCAUCCUCACCUCGUCCUUCGCCUCGUCCGCCGAUACCUCCGCUGCAGCCGCCUCGUCAGAGGCCAAGGCGGAAUCGGAGCUCGAGGAUCCCAAAGUGCUUGGCCUGCAGUUCAAGCUGUGCCAGGCCAGGAUCUACGAUGCUCAGAGGAGGUUUGCAGAGGCGGCGGUCAGAUACCACGAGCUCAGCUACAUCGCCGAGAUCGAUGAGGUCGAUCGCAACAUGAUGCUCUCGGCCGCCGUCACGGCAUCAAUUCUCUCCCCCGCCGGUCCGCAGCGUGCGCGAACGCUGGCGACGCUGAUCCGCGACGAACGCACCCAAUCGCUGCCGCAGUACACGAUCCUCAGCAAGGUGUUCCUGGACCACAUCAUUCGUCCCCACGAGAUCCAGGCGUUUGAGAAACUCCUCGCUCCGCACCAGGUGGCCAAGCUCGCACCGACACGCGCGCCCGCCGCCGCCGCCGACGCCUCCGCUUCCGCCACCGUCUCGGCCUCGGCGUCGGGCGACACCGACAUGGCAGGCACGUCGACCUCAUCGAGCCGACCGGCCUCGACCCGUCAUGCACCGAGCACGGUGCUGGAUCGCGCCAUGAUCGAGCACAACCUGCUCAGCGCCUCGCGACUCUACGACAACAUCACGCUGCACGGCCUUGGCGCGCUGCUCGAUCUGAGCUCAGCAGGGGCCGAGGAGACGGCACGCAGGAUGAUCCAGCAGGGAAGGCUCAAGGCGUGGAUCGACCAGGUGGGCGAUCUCGUCGAAGAGGGUCGACCGGGCGGCGCGAGCGCGAGCGCGAGCGUGGGUGGAUCGGGUGGGGUGCUCUACUUUGUCGACCAGGACCGACGUGGCGAGGCGGGAACCAUCGCGGGCGGACUGGCGGGCGCGACGAGCGGCGCACCCGAAGCCCAGUCUGCCGCCGAGGUCGGCGACUCUGCCGGCGGUCCAGAGGGGGCAUUUGGCGCCUCGUCGGCCAUGGCAGAGGGAGAGAACAAGUACACAAAGCGCUGGGACCGUCAGAUUGCCAGGACGGCGGGCACGCUCGAGGAGGUAUGCCAGAGGCUCAACAAGGCCGGCUUCGUCUGUUGA
Molecule: messenger RNA, 1719 nt
Organism: Pseudozyma flocculosa PF-1
Lineage: Eukaryota; Fungi; Basidiomycota; Ustilaginomycetes; Ustilaginales; Ustilaginaceae
Exons: 2
Coding region: 1-1719 (572 amino acids)
Cellular component (GO): COP9 signalosome; cytosol
Source: RefSeq, a predicted model, not a curated record